This is a messenger RNA of Ictalurus punctatus (channel catfish), 2033 nucleotides long. Its product is annotated as carcinoembryonic antigen-related cell adhesion molecule 1. Lineage: Eukaryota; Metazoa; Chordata; Actinopteri; Siluriformes; Ictaluridae. The transcript has 6 exons. The record is from RefSeq and is a predicted model, not a curated record. Bases 145 to 1023 code for a protein of 292 amino acids.
ACUACACUUAUAAGUGUCAGUACAUAGUGUGCUACUCUAGUGAGUAGUACUGAUACUAGAACGUUAAUUCCUAGUAUAGUACUUGGUGUUUAGCGGUAAAAUGCAUUUAGAAAGAUAGGAAGGCAAAUUAAGAUUAUAUUUACAAUGCCAGGACGUGACUUUUUCAUUGUCAUGCUUCUUCUUUGGACAUUUGUUGGCAGGGGGGUUGAUGGUGAGAGAGUAACAGGAGUGUUACACGGGCGAGUGGAGCUUCGAGGACGCUAUGGAUACGGUCCAGAUCUGGACACAGUGGAAUGGGUUAAAUAUCCAGAUAAAAAUUCAACAAGGAAAUUGUUAUAUCUGUUUAAUAAGUCAAACAAUACUACAUGGCUAGCGGUCCCCCAAAAUAUAAAUUUUAAUUUACAGAAUAUGAGUCUUAUUUUGUUUAAUUUGACAACAGAAGAUGAAGGCAUUUAUGAGGAGAAAACCACAUUUAAAAAUAAGACCGUUAAACAUUUUAAUGUGACGUUAUCUUUGCUGUUUGCAUCAAACAUCACUGUGUCUCCUUCUCCUGGCUCUCUGACCCUGAAGUGUGAGAUCAAUGGGGAGUUUAAGCUGCUGCGAUGGUUCAGAAAUGGCCUUCCACUGCUAGAUGACCAGAGAUUCUCCCUCACUGACAACAACAAGACCAUGCAGGUGUCCAACCUGACCAGUUCAGACUGUGGCACAUAUACCUGUCAAGUUUCAAAUGAAAACGGAAAAUCAGAGGCGCAAAUCGACAUCAGCGGUACAAUGAGUAGCUUUUGUCAGAACAGCACAUUUCUUGCUCUUAUUGAACCCGUACUGUUCCGUGCUGGAUUCUCACUCCUCGGUCUGCUGGUUUUGUGCAUCAUUUUAAUUUUAAUCUGCAAAUAUUAUGGUACAGUUCCUGACUUUUGUGAAGAUUCUCACUCAUCAGUCUCUGUCACGUAUCAAGAAACUCUGGACUCCACUUCCCAUCAGCCACUGCACUGCACUACAUGUCACAUGACCACCUGCACCUGAUUCACGUUUUGGUUAAUGAGUACUCAUGGGAAGAAGUUGCUACUCCGACUGUGGACCCUUUGUAAAUUGUCUAUCAAGACUUCAUAAAGCCAAAAAAUUCCUAUCAGUCUGAAGACUUCCGCUACUCACCUCCUCAGAUGUUCCAGAAAACAUGCAGCCCUCAGAAACCACAUGAGUGCCAAAGCUACAGGUGUAAAACAUGACCAAAUAGUAGACUGAUGCAUGUGUUGCUUUGUACUGUGUAUAGAGUUGAGCUCAGUUCUAUCUAACCCCGGCAUGUUCCUGUAUGCGUUUUAUUUGCAGUGUAUAGUGAUUAAUACAUGUUUGAUAUGUAGUCUGUGAAUUUGCUGAUGCUCAUAAUUACAAACUGCCAUUCAGCAGCCCCUGUUUGCACUCAACUUAAUGAAUACAUGUUCAAAUUUCUGGCAUUAAAUAAAAAGAAGUCUCCAAGAACUCCACAAUUUCAUCACAGGAUCUGCUAGUAAGUCUUGCAACUGUUGGUGUCAAAGUGCAUGCUUCUACAAUCAGAAAUAGAUUGCACAAAUGUGACCUGGGAGGCGUGCUAGGAAAAAUGGAUGGUACAUGCAAGAAAACCCUCAAACAUCUUGCAACUGAAACAAUAUUGCAUGGAAGAGUGAUCAAAAACUCCAGCAAGCGAUGUCAGAGACUGGUGGACAAUUAUGCAAAAUGCCUACAAGAGGUUAUUUCUGCUUAAGGGUGCAAUACUAGCUUCUGAGGCCAAGGGUGCACUUACUUUUUCCACAGAAGUAUAUCACAUCUAUUGAUAUUUUUCUAAAUCUAAUUUUCCUUGUGGAUUUGUUCAAGUGUAAAAAUGUUUUACGCACACCCACACACACACACACACACACACACACACACACACACACACACACACACACACACACACACAAUCUAAAACAAUUAGAAUAUCGUGGAAAAGUUUUUUUUAUAAUUUACUUCAAAAAGUGGAACUUUUAUAUAUUCUAGAUUCAUUACACAUAAAGUGACAU